Molecule: messenger RNA, 1197 nt
Organism: Vicia faba (fava bean)
Lineage: Eukaryota; Viridiplantae; Streptophyta; Magnoliopsida; Fabales; Fabaceae
Source: the annotation of a GenBank genome assembly
AUGGCAAGUAAGCAACAAAGAUGUAACCAUUGUGGAAUACUAUUAUUUAUUCCACUAGAAGUCCAAGUCUUUAAGUGUUCAAUGUGCAAUGGCAUCACACAUGUUCAAUCCCCAGGCCCAAUCAAUCAAGCCUACAACUCUCUUAGUCAUAUUGCAGGUCUUUUUAGAGGCUUCAUGAAUAAUAUAACAACUAGUUCAGCAAUUAACAGCAAUUCAGGUAACUAUGGAACAAAUAAUUUCGGGUAUUAUCUUCAGCCUCGGCCACAAAGGCCUUUGAAUCCUCCUUCUCCUUACGGUUCAAAAAGGGCAGUUUUGUGUGGAAUCUGCUACCAUGGGAGAAGUUACAGGCUUAAGGGCUCCAUCAAUGAUGUGAAGUGUAUGAAAUAUUUUCUGAUUAAGGAGUUUGGGUUUCCAAGUGACUCCAUUCUCAUGCUCACAGAUCUCUUCAUUCUAGAUAUGAACAUUGAGAACUUACCUGUAGAUGAUAAGGAGGAGAGGAAUCCACUGAAAAUCCCAACAAAACAUAACAUUCAAAUGGCUUUAAGGUGGCUGAUUGAGGGUAGCAAAUCAGGUGAUUCACUGGUGUUCCAUUACUCAGGACAUGGCACACAGGAAGUGAGCAUGAAUGAGAUUGACCAUAGCUAUAGGUAUAAUAAUGCAAUUAGUCCUGUUGAUCAUGAGCUCGAGGGGAAGAUACUGAAUGAUGAGAUUAAUGCAACAAUUGUUAAGCCACUACCAUUUGGUGCUAAACUUCAUGCCAUUAUUGAUGCAUGUCACAGUGGGAAUGUUCUUGAUUUAUCAUUUGUGUGCAAGAUGAACAGGGAAGGGUAUUAUACAUGGGAGAAUCAUACAAGUUCAAGAAAUUAUAAAGACACAAAAGGAGGGGUAGCAAUUUGUAUUUCAGCUUGUGAAGAUGGUCAAGUCUCUGUAGAUACCUCUGCCUUAAGUGGCAAAGAAGUUACAGGUGCAUUGACUUAUAGUUUCAUACAAACAGUGCAAAAUGAACCUGGGUUGACUUAUGGUCACUUGCUUAGUACCAUGCGUUCUACCAUUUAUGGGACUAAAUCAGGCAUAGUUACUCUAAAUGGACCAAUUGCUUCACUUUUAAAUAGACUACUUGGCCUACGCAUCACACAGGAGGCACAAUUAUCAUCCUCCGAGUUGUUUGACAUGUAUAAGAAGCAGUUUAUCCUAUGA